Molecule: messenger RNA, 2043 nt
Organism: Planococcus citri (citrus mealybug)
Lineage: Eukaryota; Metazoa; Arthropoda; Insecta; Hemiptera; Pseudococcidae
Gene: Vps33B
Product: vacuolar protein sorting 33B
Exons: 2
Coding region: 142-1884 (580 amino acids)
Biological process (GO): vesicle-mediated transport; intracellular protein transport
Cellular component (GO): vacuole; CORVET complex
Source: RefSeq, a predicted model, not a curated record
UUUUUAUCAAAAAAUCCGUAUUCGGAAAAAAGUUGAAUGAUUUUUGAAAAAAAAGGAUGAAAUUUUUAAAAUAUGGUCUUUUGAAGCAUUUAUAGGUUAAUAGUGUUAAUAGAUUGUAAUGAGUGCAUUAUAAUCUUCAUCAUGAAGUCCAAAAUACCAGUGCUAUCUCUUCUUUCGCGUGAAAAGCUGACGAAUAUAUUGUCGAAAAUACCUGGUAAAAAAGAUCUAAUUAUAGAUCCAAAAAUUAUAAAACCAUUGGAAAAUAUUGUAGGAAUCUCUGUUCUAAGAUCUCUUGAUGUGGACAAAGUGUAUAAAAUUCAAGGAUCCAAUAUUCUAUCAACCAAAGAUACUCGCGUUUUCCUGAUUUAUACAGAUUUAGUGCUAGUGAAACACAUAUGCGAUCAUAUCAAUGCCGAAGUAAGCAAAAAUGAGAAAAGCCGAACCUCGUUCUAUUUAAUUUUGGUACCUAGAAAGUUAUUCUCUGUGAUGCAAUUGUUGGAAGAAGAAGGUGUUUAUGAACGUGUUACGGUGUUUUCUCUGCAUUGGGAGCUGAUACCACUGGAUAACAAUUCGAUUUUAUCUCUCGAAAUGAAGAAUUUCUUUUCCUAUUUAUUUGUGAACGGAGAUCAGUCUUUUUUACCGGUGGCUGCUAAAAGUAUUUGGUCAACUUUUUUCCUAUGGGGUAAUCCAUGCACACGGAUUUGUAUCGGUAAUCAUUCUCAAAGUGUUAGUAAAAUGAUCAAUACGUAUUUCGAAGAACUUGGUAGACCACAGCGUAAUAAUUCCGAUAUCGAUUGUUGCAUCAUUGUUGAUCGAGAUGUGGAUUAUAUGAGUACUUUAUUAACUCCAGCUACUUAUACAAGCUUACUCGAUGAAGUGUUCAGAAUACAGAGCGGAUUUGUCGAAAUAAACGAUGGUCUAAUGAUACCGUUGAAUAAUCAAGAUAUCUAUUUGCAAAUUAGGAAUCGUCAUUUUUCUCACGUUACUUCGUUCUUGAAAGAUAAAGCGAGAACCAUUCAAGGCGAAUAUGAAAAAAGCCAAAAGAUGAAGUUAGAAGAAAUUAAACAAUACGUGAAGAAAGAUUUAGUAAAUAUUACUGAACAGAAGAAAUCUCUAUCUCAUCAUAUCUCAGCUUGCGAAAUUAUAGUGAAAAAACUAGGCGAGCAUUUUGAAAAGUUUGUUGCCACCGAAGAAGGCAUGUUGGAAAACGCUUCGAAAUAUGAAACCAUUAAUUUUAUCGAAGAUUGUAUCGCCAUGGAUAACGUGGAUAAAUUUUCGAUUCUCAGAUUAAUGUGUCUUCUAUCCAUUACUCAAAAUGGUCUCACCUUGGAAGAGGUGAAUAAAUUGAAAUCGUUGUUUAUAAAUGCGUACGGAUACAAUUAUCUGCCUAUAUUUUAUAAUCUCGAAAAAUUAGGUCUUUUCACAAUCCAACAAGCGUUCACUUUAAGCGAAGUUACUGCUUCUUCUUUAGCUAAUAAAGUUGCCCAAGUUGUUCCCCUGUCUUCGAAAAAAAGUCCUUUUCAUCAAAUGGUGCAAAAAUUGAAAUUGAUUCCAAAUCAUAAAGAGCCAUCAAAUUUUAAAGAUCCUUCAGAUAUGAGUUAUGUAUUCAGUGGUUCGUACAUUCCAGCGGUAUGUCAAUUGGUUAAUUUAUUACAUUCUGGAGAAAUGGUGAAAGAUGAUGUUCCUAAAUUUUUCUCCAAUGCUAAAGUACAAACAUCCACCGACACGAAUGCUUUGAACACAUUUUUUAUUUAUUUUAUCGGCGGUGUUACUUAUGCUGAAGUUGCUGCUUUUCAAUUAUUCGAAAAAUUGACCGGCUGCCAGGUAUUGAUUGGAGCGAGUAAUAUAAUUAAUGGUAAUAUUAUUUGCGAAUCGUGUUUAUAGUAAUGUUACCUCAUACCUGAAUUGCUUUAUGAUUUUGUUGAUGAUAGUAUUUUGCAUAAUUUUAAAUAGGUCAUCUUUGUAAAAUUUUUUUUUGAAUGAUUCAAAUUUGUGAUAUCUGUAUAAUGUUAAUGUACCUACCAAUAAAUUAUUGAAUUUUCA